UGUGUCAUCAACACAUUAGGGUGGACACAGCAAAUGUUGGGUAAAAUAAGAGGACAAGACCAGUGUUAUAUUUUAUUUAGGGGCCCGUUACAGACAAGUAAGUUAUAUUGUCUUUGUCGACAGGCUGUCAUAAAGUUAACACGACAGCAAGAGUUGAAAACGCACUCAAACUGCUAAGCUACUUUGGUUCUCCACAACUGCACUGUUAGCAUCGGGCUAACUGGCUGAUCCCCCGUCUACCUGACGGGACGGGAGAGAGAUGUCCUGCAGCUUAUUGGAGUUCUGUCGGCUCCAGGAGCUCAAAACGGUCCGGGACUACCUGUUCCAGAGCCAGAAAAACGAGCCGGUGGAGGAGAAGAAUCAAACCGAAAAUGAUGUGUCCUGGGAGACCUCUGAGUGGGAGUCGGCAUGGGAUAGUGGGGAAAACAAAGAGGAGGAAACGACUUCUGCCACAAAGGUGGAGGAGGAGCCCACAGAGCAGAGGGCCCCCUGGCUGCAGGACUGUGUCGUGUCCCUGUCGCCCUGCUCCGACCUGCUGGUAGUGGCCCGCGAACAGAAGGCUGUCUUUCUCUCAGCUAAGUGGCGUACAGAUGAUGGCGGCAGAGAGGAGAUGACCCUGGCUGUGUCCUGGACUGGAACACUCAGCACUGAUGAAGGAGAGUGUGUGAGCAGCUCCAUCUGCAUACCGUUGGCAAGCCAGAAGCGGAGCUCCACAGGGCGGCCUGAUUGGACAUGUGUGGUCGUGGGUUUCACUUCUGGCUACGUCCGCUUCUACACAGAGAAUGGCGUUCUCCUCCUGGCCCAGCUGCUACAUGAGGACCCUGUGUUGAGGCUCAAGUGUCGCACGUAUGAGAUCCCUCGUCAUCCUGGAGUGACUGAGCAGCAUGAAGAGUUAAGCAUCCUGUACCCCGCUUCUAUGGUCACCAUCGACGGCUUCAGCCUCUUCCAGUCUCUGCGGGCCUGCAAGAACCAGGUGGCAAGAGCGGCAGCAGCAGGCAGUGAUGUGAUCCAGCCCCCUCCCCUGGCCUAUAAGAAGUGGGGUCUGCAGGACAUGGACACCAUUGUGGACCACUGUAGUGUGGGCGUGAUGACGCUGUGUGUGUUUGACCAGAUGAAGAACGCUUCUAUCCUCGGGGGGUUUCAUGCUUCAGUCAAGGGAAACCCCCCCGCUAUGAGCCAGUAUGUCACUGUGGGAGGUGGGCCAUACACGGGCUUCUACUAUGCUGUAGAGGGAAGCUCCCAGCCUCUCCUCUCUCACGUGGCUCUGGCUGUGGCCAGUAAACUCACCUCAGCUCUCUUCAGUGCUGCAAGUGGAUGGUUGGGUUGGAACAAGCAUAAGAAUGAAGAGGAAGUUCAGAAACAGAAGCCGAAGGUGGAGCCUGCUACGCCCUUGACCAUCAGAUUUGGUCUCCCAGACUCCCGUCGUCAUGGCGAGUCCAUCUGUCUGUCCCCCUGCAACACGCUGGCCGGAGUGACGGAUGACUUUGGUCGGGUCACGCUGCUGGACUUGGCCAGGGGCGUGGCCAUCCGCAUGUGGAAAGGUUACAGAGAUGCUCAGCUGGGAUGGCUGCAGGUUCCAGAGGAGCGAGUCGAUCGAGACUUAUCCCCCUCUGCCUCCCACCCCAGACGCCAUGCUUUGUUCCUGGUCAUCUACGCGCCGCGCAGAGGGAUCCUGGAGGUGUGGGGGAUGCAGCACGGACCCCGAGUCGGAGCCUUCACUGUGGGCAAACACUGCAGGUUGCUGUAUGCUGGCUACCGUCUGAUGGGGGUGAACAGUGUGACCAGUAAGGGCUGGCAGCUCCACACACAGCAGGUGUGUCUGCUGGAUCCCAUCACAGGAGCUCUGAGGACCGUCAACAUCCCCUUCCACCUGGCCCUCAGUGACAAGAAGAGUGAGCGAGCCAAAGAUAUGCACCUGUUAAAGAAACUGACUACUCUCCUCAGGAGCAGAGAGGUGGAGCCCGAUAUAUUGGAGAGCGAAGCCAAAAGUGCGCUGCUGGACAUCAAACAUCCCGCCAUUAAAAAGCAGGCUUUGGAGUCACUACUGUCCAAUAAGAAUGCUCCUGUCUCUUGUCUUGCUAACAUCACAUCCGCCUUAUAUGACACUCUAAAGCAACAAGACCCAGAUGAAGUGGAUCCAGCUCUACAGCAGCUCUGCUCCUCUCAGCUGAAACUGCUUCAGCUCUACUCUGACAUCCAGCAGCUGCACUCUGCUGCAGACACAGAGACCUGCCCUGAAGAUGAGGAGUCUCUGGAAGGCAUCGAGGAGGAGCUGUCCCGUGUUGGUCCUACCUUACAACGCUACGCUCAGCUCACUACCAGACCCAGUGUGUCCUUCGCCCAGGACUCGCCCAACUCCCUCCUGCCCGCCCAGGCCUUCCUCUCCCAGAUGGAGUGCACCGAGGGAGAGGAGCUGAGGGUAAUCCGCGGCUCUGAAACCCAAUGGAAUCAGCUAGGGAACUUUAUGUUCUGGGGUUGUCUGUGUGGAAAGAGCCCACUCCAUCAAAUGUGUGACACACUGCAGCAGGCAGGCAUCAGUCCUCAGCAGCUCCUGUCCCUGUUGCUGAGUGUGUGGUUGCAAAGAGAGAAGGAGGUGCUACAGAAACCAGAAGAAACUGUCAAAAAUCUACACACACUACUCAUCGCCCUUAGCAACAUGAAAGGUGCAGUUGAGGAUUCCUGGGACCCCCAGUCUAUCUCUCCCUGGUGGCAGCAGGUCCGCACUACAUGCAUCCAGUCCCACAACGCUGCUGCUGCUCUGCUGGCUGCUUUUGUUGCUCACCGCGCUACCAAAGCUAGCAUCACAAGCCGGGCUGACAGCAAGUUUCAGUCAGAGUGGGAGGCAGUGUCCCUUGAGCUGGAGCAGUGGCUGGUGUGUGUUCGCCAGCUGGAGGAUGUGUUGGUGCUGCAGACUCUGCUAUUGGUGCCUCCUCCUCAGGGCGCAACAGGGGGCGCUGCACCACAGUGCUCCAUCAAAACGCUGCUGGAGGGAGGCACAGGUGGCAUUGCCGACAGUAUCUCCAAGUGGGUGUUUAGGCACAACUUGGCCCCUGAGCGAUUGAAGGAGAUUCUCCAAAAGAAAGAAGAGGCAGAUGAAAAACUCGAGCAGAAGUCCGGUGAAGGAAAGGAGCCGGAGGAGGGGAAUCAAGAGGACACAGACAGAACAGCAGAGCUGCUAGUGGCAGUUUGCCAGCGCUUCCCUCACUCCCUGUCUCCUGACCUGCUCUCCGCCCACUGCUGCUGGGAAUAUGUGGUGCAGUGGAACAAAGACCCCGAGGAGGGCCAAUAUUUAUGGUGUGCUGUGGAACAUUUGAAGCUGGUCUCCAGUCCACAUAUCCAGCUAGGUAUUUCUGCGAUGAUGUGGAGCACGUUCAUUGUGAAGCGCUUCUCAGCAGCAGCCUACCUCAUGGAGAAGGUGGGGAAAGCACCCAAAGAUCGCUUAUGUCGACGGGACGUCGGGAUGGGAGACAAAGCCGUGACUUCUUUCCUGGGCUGCUGUGUGCAGCUGCUGCAGAUCCUCAUGGAGGCGGACUCUGCUGUGGAGGAGGUCUCGGCCCCGGAGCUGUCCAUGGAGGAGGCGUGGUGCGGGGCAGAGGGCCCGGCGUCUCUGGCUGAGAUGGCCCUGGAGCAGAGGGGCGUCCACUACCCUCUGGUGCAGCACCACUGCCUGGUCGCCUCCCUGCUACAUGCUGCUAUGACCUUUAGCCUGAAGGUCAAACCUCUCAGCCUGUUUGACAGCAAGGGCAAGAAUGCUUUCUUCAGAGAUCUGACCACCAUCCAGCUGAUGCCCAGCGGAGACAUGGACCCCGGCCUGGUGUCAAUACGACAAGAGUUCCUCCUCCGGGUGCUGACGGCCUGGGUGCAGGCUAUCAACGAUCCGUCCAUCUCAGCCUCCGGCAACACGUCCCCCUUUCCCCCCUCGAAUGGCCCCAAGGCUGACUGGUGGCCCUCGCUGUGUCUGGAGCUGGGCUCCCUGCUGCAGGUCAACCCCGACAUCCUGAGGAGACACCUGGUCUGUGAGCUCUACAGCCAGGGCCUGGACCCCCGCGCUGAGGAGGUGAUGCUGGAGGUGGAGGAUAAGGACGUGCUGGGCUCCCAGCUGCUGGUGCUGACGGGACAGAGGCUGAGCUACUGUCUGCUCCACAGCCAGAGUCAGACGCAGUCCGCCAUGGAGCUGCUGGCCCGCCUGCCCCCCACCCUUUGCACAUGGAUCAAGGCGAUGGACCCCAGUGAGCUGCGCUGCCCCCUCGUCCCCCUGUCCCAGACCAGCAGGCUGGUGGGCCGGCUGGUUGAAAUCCUGCCGGAGAACCACGCCCAGUACAGCCUGGCCCUGCACCUGCUGGAGGCUGUGGAGGCCCUCUCUGCUGAGGGCUGACCCCGAGAGGUGGAGGGCAGCACCUUCAAAGGCAGUGUCAGUGAGGGCAGGUGGAGAGAAGGAAAUUAAGAAAUAAAACAAGGUCUGUACCAAUUUAGGGUAAUGAGAAAAUAUGAUUAACAGCCUUCUGAACCUCUUUGUCAUGGAGAUUUUGUGUUUCGUCACUCAGCUCAUGUUUAUAAGAUAUAUUUGUUCUCACAACUUAAUUGAAGAAAGAUUAAGAGUGCAUAUUAUAGCCUUUUAACCUUUUUUUUAAUCCAUCAUAUUUUCCGCGCAUGUAACAUGAAUUGUAUUGUGUUAUUGAAGAUUAUUGUCUGAAAAAUAAGUUGAAGGAAUGGUUAUUAAUGGACAGGGCAUGUUUGUCUGAGGAACUUUAGAGAUCACAUGUCAGUGUUGGUAUCCUAACUGUGUGCCAUAUCAGAGUUCAGUUCUCCUUCUUCCUUUCUCCCUCCCAUGGACAAGAGAUGUAUCAUAAAGAAAUAUGGACCUUAUUUUUUAUUUAUAUAUGCAGACAGUACUGUACUAUCUGUGCCUGUUUGUCUCCUAUUCUGUAGUCUGUGUCAUUGCAGAAUAAAGAGCUUUCUAAUGCAG
Molecule: messenger RNA, 4966 nt
Organism: Trematomus bernacchii (emerald rockcod)
Lineage: Eukaryota; Metazoa; Chordata; Actinopteri; Perciformes; Nototheniidae
Gene: rab3gap2
Product: RAB3 GTPase activating protein subunit 2 (non-catalytic)
Exons: 35
Coding region: 260-4375 (1371 amino acids)
Biological process (GO): regulation of GTPase activity
Source: RefSeq, a predicted model, not a curated record